AUGGAGGGAAGCACAGUGUCCGACUUCAGCAUCGAGCGCAUCCUGUCCCCGCAGCUCGGACACAAACCUCCGGUCAAGGACUUCUCUCCUGACCGGUACCUCCAGGGCAUCGCGGCCGGUGGAUUCUGUCCGGGCUCCGGGAACCUGCGGCCUCCCGCCCCGGUCCCGGUCCCGGUCCCGGCCCCAGGCUGCCUGCAGUUCGGGGGGAUGAGCUUCGGGGAAACGUUUUAUUACGGAGCCGGAUUCAGCAGAUUCUAUCCAGAGUCCGGAGUGUUGGUUCACUUCAGCAGCAGAGAGUCCGGAGUGGAUGCUCAGCCGUUGCCUGGUUACCACGGGCACCCUCACUCCAGCGUGCCCGCGCAGCCGCAGCCGCCGCAGCCGCCGCCGCGCCAGAAGGCCCGGAUGAGGACGGUGUUCACCGAUACUCAGACCAAACACCUGGAGGCGCUGUUCGAGAUCACCGACUACCCUGCGGUGGAGGCGCGGGCCGAGGUGGCGAGGAGCACGGGGCUGAGCGAGGAGACGAUCCGGGUUUGGUUCAAGAACCGAAGGGCUCGAAGGAAGAGGCAGCGCAGCGGGUCAAAGGUCAGAUCCCCUUAA
Molecule: messenger RNA, 600 nt
Organism: Paralichthys olivaceus (Japanese flounder)
Lineage: Eukaryota; Metazoa; Chordata; Actinopteri; Pleuronectiformes; Paralichthyidae
Gene: dharma
Product: dharma
Biological process (GO): regulation of transcription by RNA polymerase II
Cellular component (GO): nucleus
Molecular function (GO): RNA polymerase II cis-regulatory region sequence-specific DNA binding; DNA-binding transcription factor activity, RNA polymerase II-specific
Source: RefSeq, a predicted model, not a curated record